This is a messenger RNA of Canariomyces notabilis, 3531 nucleotides long. RefSeq names its product P-loop containing nucleoside triphosphate hydrolase protein. The transcript is spliced from 3 exons. Lineage: Eukaryota; Fungi; Ascomycota; Sordariomycetes; Sordariales; Chaetomiaceae. The record is from RefSeq and is a predicted model, not a curated record. Bases 1 to 3531 code for a protein of 1176 amino acids. Gene Ontology annotation, biological process: ribosomal large subunit assembly. Gene Ontology annotation, molecular function: nucleic acid binding; RNA helicase activity; ATP binding. Gene Ontology annotation, cellular component: cytosol.
AUGGCUCCGCCCAAAGACUCGCGCUCACCAUCUCCUGCAGGAAGUCACGCUGCGCGAAGACGGAAAGAUGAUGAGCGACGUGACCGCGACCGCGACCGUGACCGCGACCGUGACCGCGAUCGCAAUCACCGCCGACGCUCUCGCAGUCCGGAUCGCCGAUACCGUGAACGCGAACGCGAACGCGACCGUGAUCAUGACCGCGAUGGUCGGGAUCGCGACUCGCAUCGCUGGAGAGACCGUUCCUUAGACCGUCGAGAUGAUGACUACUACCGGGGUUCACGCCGGGAUGGGGGAGUAAACCGUGACCGCCACCGGUCACGCGAUCGUGGCCCGGAGCGGAUACGGUCCCCCGACCGCCGUGGGCAACGUGCUGGAGAUGGCAGGCGGGGCAAUUCCCGCGACCGCCGACCCCGUCCGGAUGACUCUGCGGAUUCCGCUUCCCGCCAGUCGCGCGGCCAACCGAAAACAGAACCCGUGGCAAGCAAAGAAAACGAACCAGCUAAGUCUACACCGACCCAAGCGCAGUCCGAGGCGGAGAAGAAGGCCGAGCGCCUGCGCAAGCUCCAAGCGAUGAAAGAGAAGCAUGCACUGAAAGAAGCUAAAGAGACUGAUGUCACUGCCGGGAGUACCAGAAUGCUUCUAGCUGAGAUGGAUCAGAAAGCUAGUGGUCACCCCACCACGAACAGCCCUGCCCCAGAGUCGCCCGCAACCUCGGCACCGUACGCUGGUAAAUUUGAUCCCAAAGCCAUUGCACGCAACGCCAAAGCGGCAGCCGCGCGAUCUCAGUCUCCCACCAGACUUGGCGAUGUAAAGUUGGGCGCGACCGGCGUAAAAGCGCCGAGUAUGAAAACUGAGACCGACACAAAGGAUGGCGGUCUUCUCCCGGCCAACAGGGCGGUCAGUGCUUUCGGUUUCAACAAGACUACUGACAGUCAAAAGUCAUAUUCGAAGCGCAAGCUGGACAUGGACGACGAGGAGGUCAUUAAGCGUAAACUCGUCAAACUGCCUGACUUUGUCCCCGAGCAUGCUGACGAUACUCCCAACGUUGACGGCGAUGCCGAGGAAGAUGGGGCAGAUGAUCUGGAUUUCCUCAUGGCGCGGAACGAGGAAGGAAUGGCCGAGGCUCACCGUGUCCUUCAGGAGAGGCGCGAUGAACAGAUCCAAAAGGAUGGCAUGGCCAUGGAUGUCGACGCCGAGAUGCCCAACGGAGACGCCAAGGAGGAGCCCACGCCACCGGCAGCGGAUGCUACCGCGAUGGAUGUUGACCAAGACGUUGACCCCUUGGACGCAUUCAUGGCGGAGUUAGAGCAAGACGGUCCUGGUAGCACUGACGCAAGGCCCAACAAACAACAAAACGGAAGGAAGAGUUUUGAACCUGAGACAUACUUCAGUGACGACGACUACGGCUAUGAGGCGGACAAGGUUGACCCAUCUUCCAUCUUGGCCAUGGCAGCCAAGAAGAAGAAGAAGGAUAUUCCGUCUGUGGAUUACAGCAAGAUCGAACUCAACCCGAUUCGAAAGAACUUUUGGGUCGAACCUCAUGAACUCAGCCAAAUGACCGAAGAGGAGGCAGCCGAGCUGAGACUGGAAUUGGACGGCAUCAAGGUUUCGGGCAAAGACGUUCCUAAGCCCGUCCAAAAAUGGUCCCAGUGUGGUCUAACUCGUCCUAUACUGGAUACCAUCGACAAGCUUGGCUACGAGAAACCGACGCCAAUCCAAAUGCAGGCUCUACCUGUCAUUAUGUCGGGGCGCGAUGUUAUUGGCGUCGCAAAGACGGGGUCUGGCAAGACGAUGGCAUUCCUUCUUCCCAUGCUCCGUCAUAUCAAGGAUCAAGACCCGGUGAGUGGUGAUGACGGCCCCAUCGCCUUGAUCAUGACGCCUACUCGAGAGCUCUGCACCCAGAUCUACUCGGACUUGGUGCCGUUUACGAAAGUCUUGAAGCUGCGCGCUGUCGCCGCCUAUGGUGGAAAUGCGAUCAAGGACCAGAUCGCUGAGCUGAAACGAGGAGCCGAGAUCAUUGUCGCGACCCCAGGGCGGAUGAUUGAUCUGCUCGCGGCGAACUCGGGUCGCGUGACCAAUCUCAAACGCGCGACGUAUUUGGUUCUGGACGAGGCAGACCGCAUGUUCGACAUGGGCUUUGAGCCUCAGGUAAUGAAGAUUUUCAACAAUGUACGGCCCGAUCGGCAGACGAUUCUUUUCUCAGCUACAAUGCCGAGAAUCAUUGAUGCGCUCACCAAGAAAGUCCUGCGAGAUCCUGUCGAGAUUACCGUUGGCGGCCGGAGUGUUGUGGCACCCGAGAUCACCCAAUCCGUUGAGAUCAUCGAGGAGAACAAGAAGUUUUUCCGACUGCUCGAGCUUCUCGGCGAUCUGUAUGCCGACGACGAUGACGUGCGUGCCCUGAUCUUCGUUGAGCGGCAGGAGAAGGCGGACGAUCUUUUGCGUGAGCUUCUCCGGCGCGGCUACGGAUGCAUGUCGAUUCACGGCGGCAAGGAUCAGGAGGAUCGUAACUCGACGAUUUCGGACUUCAAAAAGGGCGUUUGUCCUAUCCUCAUUGCAACAUCAGUGGCGGCGCGGGGACUGGACGUCAAACAGCUCAAGCUGGUCAUCAAUUAUGAUGCUCCAAACCACCUCGAAGACUAUGUACACCGCGCGGGACGUACCGGGCGGGCGGGCAACACAGGCACAGCUGUCACGUUCAUUACGGAAGACCAGGAGAACUGCGCUCCCGGCAUCGCCAAGGCCCUUGAACAGAGCGGACAGCCGGUUCCUGAGCGUCUCAAUGAGAUGCGCAAGUCGUGGAAAGAGAAAGUCAAGAGCGGCAAGGCCAAGGACGCCAGCGGCUUCGGCGGAAAGGGUUUAGAGAAGCUUGACAAGGAUCGUGAAGCGGCCCGGUUGCGGGAGCGCAAGACACACAAGGCCGAGGGCGAGGAGGAGGAUUUCAAGGAGGAAGAGACGGAAGAGGAUGCGAAGAAGAAGGACAAGGCCAAGUCAGCUAUUGAAGCGGCUGCUUCUGCCAUCGUCUCCCGUGACUCGCAGAAGACUGACGCGGAUGCCAAGGCGGUUGACGUCGUCGCCAAGAGUACCCCAGUCAGCACCGGCAAAGGUGGUGGUGCUCUGGACAAGGCUGCUUCGGCCAUCAGCGAAAUCAACGCCCGCCUGGCCCGUGCCGGUCAGCUUCGGCCAGGCCAGCCGAUCGACAACAAGGGGCCGGACGCGGGCGCCUUCCAUGCAACUCUUGAAAUCAACGACUUCCCGCAGAAAGCUCGGUGGGCCGUCACCAACCGCACCAACGUGGCUAAGAUUCUGGAGGCUACGGGCACAUCGAUCACGACCAAGGGCACUUAUUAUCCGCCGGGCAAGGAGCCGGCACCGGGAGGCGAGCCGAAGCUCUACAUUCUCAUUGAGGGUGACACGGAGCUGGUGGUUGGCAACGCCCUUUCCGAGCUCACGCGGUUGCUGAAAGAAGGCACUCUUGCUGCUGCAGACGCCGAAAGCCGGGCGCCUGCCAGCGGCAGGUAUACUAUUACAUGA